AGGGUGCUCCGGGGCAAGGAGAAGAACGGAAGCAAGCGCGCGGUCCUCUGGGAGUUGUAGUUCGAAGCCCAUCUGCGCGGUGCGGCCCUGGCCUUUGUCCUACAGUCUAGCCAACUGAAGCUGAUGUUCCCGCGAAGACUCCGGAGGAGGAGGGAAUGACCGCUGGGCUCCGCACCGCCAGGGCCCAGGAGCAAGUGACUUUUGAGGACGUGGUUGUGGACUUCACCCAGGAGGAGUGGGGGCAACUGGAACCCCCCCAGAGGACCCUGUACCGCGAUGUGAUGCUGGAGACCUUUGGGCUCCUGGUCUCUGUGGGACAUUGGUUUCCGAAGCCGGAUGUCAUCUCCCUGCUGGAGCAGGAGGCAGAACCGUGGGCAGUGGACUCCAACAUUCCCCAAGGCGUGGGUCCAGACUUGGAAACCACACCUGAAAACAAAUUGUCAGCUCCAAAGCAAGUCAUCACUGAAGAAAUAUCCAACAGCGUUGUCCUGGUAGAAAGGUUCUUGUGGGAUGGUCUGUGGUUCUCCAAGGGUGAGGACACCAAGGGCCAAUGUGAAUGGAGCUGUGAGAGCCCAGGGAGUCGUGUGGUGCAGGCAGCCACCACACCUCUGAAGACAUCCACUCAGGAGCAGCGGCAGGGGAAUGAGUUUGUAGAAAACUUGCAUUUGAACCCCAGUCUCCCAAAUCAACUAAUGACUCCCGUAAGACGGGGCCCUCACACGGAGGGAACACAUAGAAAGAGGGAAAAGCCAGACUCAAAUGCUCAACAGAAAUCCUGUGCAAAAGAGAAACCCUACAAAUGUGAGGAGUGUGGAAAGGCCUUUAGUCACAGCUCAGCACUCAUUGAACACCACCGCACACACACAGGUGAGAGACCUUAUGAAUGUCAUGAAUGCAGGAAAGGUUUCCGGAACAGCUCAGCACUUACCAAACACCAGAGAAUCCACACUGGGGAGAAACCCUAUAAAUGCACUCAGUGUGGGAGGACUUUCAAUCAAAUUGCCCCACUGAUCCAGCACCAGAGAACUCACACAGGCGAGAAGCCCUAUGAGUGCAGCGAAUGUGGGAAGUCCUUCAGUUUUAGGUCCUCCUUCAGUCAACAUGAGCGGACUCACACAGGUGAGAAGCCCUAUGAGUGCAGCGAGUGUGGGAAAGCUUUCCGGCAGAGUAUCCACCUCACCCAGCACCUGCGGAUCCACACUGGGGAGAAACCCUACCAGUGUGGAGAGUGCGGCAAGGCCUUCAGCCACAGCUCAUCCCUGACCAAACACCAGCGAAUCCACACUGGAGAGAAGCCCUAUGAGUGCCACCAGUGCGGAAAAGCCUUCACCCAGAUCACGCCACUGAUUCAGCAUCAAAGAACACACACAGGGGAGAAACCUUACGAGUGCAACGAGUGUGGGAAAGCCUUCAGCCAGAGUACACUCCUGACUGAGCACCGGAGGAUUCACACAGGAGAGAAGCCCUAUGGAUGCAAUGAGUGUGGGAAAACCUUCAGCCACAGCUCCUCGCUCAGCCAGCAUGAGCGGACGCACACAGGAGAGAAGCCCUACGAGUGCAGUCAGUGUGGGAAGGCCUUCCGGCAGAGCACACACCUCACUCAGCACCAGAGAAUCCACACAGGGGAGAAACCCUAUGAGUGUAGCGACUGCGGCAAGGCCUUCAGCCACAGCUCAUCACUGACCAAACAUCAGCGAAUCCACACUGGGGAGAAGCCCUAUGAAUGUAAUGAGUGUGGCAGAGCCUUCAGCCAACUUGCUCCCCUCAUUCAGCAUCAGAGGAUCCACACAGGAGAGAAGCCCUAUGAGUGCACUGAGUGUGGCAGAGCCUUCAGCCAGAGCUCCCUUCUCAUAGAACACCAGAGGAUCCACACAAAGGAAAAGCCCUAUGGGUGCAAUGAAUGUGGGAAAUCCUUCAGUCACAGCUCAUCGCUCAGCCAGCAUGAAAGGACACACACUGGGGAAAAGCCCUAUGAAUGUCAGGAUUGUGGAAAGACCUUCAGGCAGAGCACUCAUCUCACUCAGCACCGGAGGAUCCACACAGGAGAGAAGCCGUAUGAGUGCAGGGACUGUGGGAAGGCCUUUACACACAGCUCCUCCCUCACCAAGCACCAGAGAACUCAUACUGGCUAGACCCACUCCACGUGUGCUGGGGACGUAGGAAAGCCUUAAGCCAUAUAGCUCACCCCUUUCUAGAUGUGAGAAACACCACCAACAUAUUUAUACACAGGCCCUCACACAUAACACACUCCUCAGACACCCUCAGAGAAUUCACACUGACAGAAAAGACUGGGACUACUGAGCUCUAGUCAUCCAUCCCCAGAUCCAAACAGUAGGGAAGUGUGGAGAUAAUCAGCAUUGAGGACCUUCAACCUUGAGUGCCCAUUAGUGCUACAUUACAGUGCCUACACAAGAGAAAUGGAACAAAGGGGGUGGAUCUGGGGAUAGUCUCUGUCCAAGGAUUCAGCAUAUUCUAAACCAGAGAUUUUCAAAGUGGCGAGGAACCCAGCAAAUGCCUUUCAUAUAAAAACCAAUUGAACUCAAAA
Molecule: messenger RNA, 2545 nt
Organism: Galeopterus variegatus (Sunda flying lemur)
Lineage: Eukaryota; Metazoa; Chordata; Mammalia; Dermoptera; Cynocephalidae
Product: zinc finger protein 135
Exons: 5
Coding region: 156-2132 (658 amino acids)
Biological process (GO): regulation of transcription by RNA polymerase II
Molecular function (GO): DNA-binding transcription factor activity; RNA polymerase II cis-regulatory region sequence-specific DNA binding
Source: RefSeq, a predicted model, not a curated record